GUCGGGCUAUACAACCUUUCCCAAGUAGGAACUGGCGGCAACCAAUACAGUGCGACCGUCGUCAACUUUGGGACCGCCUCAUUUGCAUUGUCCUUAGUCCUCAAUUUCGUCGUGACAUCUCUGAUCGCUGGGCGAAUCUAUCAUCUAGCUCGGAAGCACAAGGAUAUUGUGCCUAUGCGUCAUACGAGACAGUAUAUGAACAUUAUCAUCAUCCUUAUCGAAUCUGGUGCUGUCUUCUGCUUUGCUCAGGUCGUUUUUGUGACUCUCUGGGCGAUUCGGAGCAAUGCUCAUUGGAUAGGCGCCAAUCCAGCGUCCCAGAUAUACUGCAUCGUUCCGACACUGAUCAUAGUUCGAGUUGGCUUGGGUGUAUCUACGGAG
Molecule: messenger RNA, 378 nt
Organism: Gloeophyllum trabeum ATCC 11539
Lineage: Eukaryota; Fungi; Basidiomycota; Agaricomycetes; Gloeophyllales; Gloeophyllaceae
Exons: 2
Source: RefSeq, a predicted model, not a curated record